Neohortaea acidophila is the source of this 1497-nucleotide messenger RNA. RefSeq names its product zinc finger protein-like protein zpr1. The transcript has a single exon. Gene Ontology annotation, molecular function: zinc ion binding. The record is from RefSeq and is a predicted model, not a curated record. Lineage: Eukaryota; Fungi; Ascomycota; Dothideomycetes; Mycosphaerellales; Teratosphaeriaceae. Gene Ontology annotation, cellular component: cytoplasm; nucleus. Bases 1 to 1497 code for a protein of 498 amino acids.
AUGUCACAGCCAAACGGCAUAGGCCAAAAUGGCCCAUCAAUCGCACAAGACCUCUUCGAAGACAUGGGCCGCAAGGUGGACGGAAUGGGCAGCGCGAACUCCAACACAGACGACAACGAGCCCGACCAGCGCGUCACCGAAGAGGUGGAGAGUCUCUGCAUGAACUGCCACGAAGACGGCACCACACGCAUCCUCCUCACGCGAAUCCCCUUCUUCCGCGAAAUCGUCAUCAUGUCCUUCUCCUGCCCGCACUGCGGCUUCCACAACAACGAAAUCCAGUCGGCCGGGCAGAUACAAGAGAAGGGCGCCAAGGUUGCAUUACGGGUGGAGCGCGAUGCGGAUCUUCAGCGACAGGUAGUCAAGGGGGAUUUGUGUGUGUUUCGAAUAGGGGAUGUGGAUUUGGAGAUUCCGCAGGGCAAGGGGCAAUAUUCGAACAUCGAGGGGGUGAUUAGUGCUGUGAAGGAGGAUUUGCAGAGCCACCAGGAGGAGAGGAUGCGACAGAUGCCGGAGGUGGGGGCAAAGGUCGCGGGCGUCAUUGCAUCCCUCACAGAUCUGUUGGAGGGGCGGAGAUAUCCCUUCAUGGUCUCGGCCGAUGACCCCAGCGGCAACUCGUGGAUCGAGCCGAAGCCUGGAGACGCGGCAGGCAAAUGGGCAAAGAGCGAGUACAACCGGACACCACAACAGAACGCAGCGCUUGGGCUAGGAGAUGAGGUUCCGGCACCGGAAAAUGACACACGGCCAGAAUACCAAGCCUCGAACAUGGUGCCUUCAUUACCGACCAACGGGGCACUAGCAUCGAACAACGUGGACGACGAAGACAUCAUCGAGAACCAAGUCUACUCCUUCCCGGCGUCAUGUCCGGGCUGCACACGCCCGUGCACCACCAACAUGAAGAUGGUCCAUAUCCCACAUUUCAAGCAGGUUGUGCUCAUGAGUACGGCGUGUGAGGACUGCGGGUAUCGAUCGAAUGAAGUCAAGACUGGCGGCGAGGUACCAGAUCUCGGGCGGAGGAUAACACUGCGAGUGCAAAACAAGGAGGAUCUCGCGCGCGACAUACUGAAAAGCGAAAGUGCCGCUCUUGUAUGCCCGGAGCUGCAACUUCGAGUGGAACCCGGCACCAUGGGCGGCCGCUUCACCACCGUCGAAGGCAUCCUAACGCAAGUCCGCCGCGACUUGCGAGCACAAGCUUUUGGCCUCGACGACGGGGAUGCUGAAGUGCCGGCGGGAGCGAUGGGCGACUCAAUGGCGGCGGACUCGAAGCAGGCGUGGGAGAAAUUCUUUGCCGAUCUGUCCGACGCGAUCGACGGAAAGAAGCCGUUCACUGUCACGCUGGAGGACCCCUUAGCGAGCAGUUAUGUGCAGAGCUUGACUGCGCCUGCACCAGAUCCGCAGAUUGAUGUCGAGGAUUAUCAACGGACGGAGGAAGAGGAGGAGGAUUUGGGGCUGAAGGAUAUCAAGACGGAAGGGUAUGAGGCGGAUGCGAAUGGUGAGGCAUGA